AUGGGAACAGGAAGAAAGCCCUGUUGUGUUCAAUCAGAAGUGAAGAGAGGUGCAUGGAGUCCUGGUGAGGACCUUAGGCUUAUUGCUUAUGUUCAGAGAAAUGGACACUCAAAUUGGAGGACACUACCCAAGAACGCAGGUCUGCAACGAUGCGGGAAAAGUUGUCGUUUGAGAUGGAUUAACUAUCUGAGGCCAGAUGUGAAGCGGGGAAACUUCACGAAAGAGGAGGAGGACAAAAUUAUCAAACUGCAUGAAGCUCUGGGGAACAAAUGGUCGAAAAUUGCAUCUCAUUUACCUGGAAGAACUGACAAUGAGAUCAAGAAUGUAUGGAACACUCAUUUGAAGAAAAGAUUAUCCAAGGAUGAUACCAAUUCCGCCACAAAUGGACCAAACUUGACCUCCUCAGCCUCGUCCUCUUCGACCACCACGAUCGAGUACUCUAGUGGUGGGAAUAUCGAGAUGGGAAAUAUCGAGAUCCAAGAGGCGCAAAAUCCCCAAUUCUUGAACCAAUUUGUGAGCUCCUCCAACAUGGGCAUGAGAGAGAUAUCAAAGUUAAGUUCAACUUUCUCUUCCAACAAUUCAAAUAUCCUCACUCAUCAUGAACUACUUGAUUUGCCAAACCCUGGAUUUGAUGAAGCUAUGGAUAUUGCAUUUGAUUUCAACUUCUUGGGAGAUUAUCAUGAGGAUGAUGAAAUGUCCAAUGCUAUUACUACUACUACUAAACAAGACAAUGUGCCAUCAUUAGACCCUAAUAGGGAUAUUUGGAAGAUAAUUGAAGAAAUGGAACCAAGUGAGCUCCAACACCAUAUUGAUGAGGCAGCAGAAGAGAAUGAAAGGGAGAUGAAGUGGAUUACUUACUUGGAGAAUCAUUUGGAUCUUGAUGAUGAUGUUGGUGAUGAAACUAGUACAAAGAAUUUGUUGUCAAAUGAUGCAAGUUUUGAUGAUCAAUUAUUACAGCCAGACCAGAGCUUUCAUCAGUAUGAACAGUUGGUAUUGAAUCCUCAAGUGGAUCAAGGCUUUGGUCGUCUUCAUGCUUGUCCUUCAUCAUCAACCACCACAAACAACAACAACAAGAAGAACAGCAGCAGCAGCAACUAUAUUUUCUGA
This is a messenger RNA of Tripterygium wilfordii, 1107 nucleotides long. RefSeq names its product transcription factor MYB10-like. The transcript is spliced from 3 exons. The record is from RefSeq and is a predicted model, not a curated record. Bases 1 to 1107 code for a protein of 368 amino acids. Lineage: Eukaryota; Viridiplantae; Streptophyta; Magnoliopsida; Celastrales; Celastraceae.